Messenger RNA from Wasmannia auropunctata (little fire ant), 721 nucleotides. RefSeq lists its product as uncharacterized. The transcript has 6 exons. The record is from RefSeq and is a predicted model, not a curated record. Bases 14 to 721 code for a protein of 235 amino acids. Gene Ontology annotation, biological process: sensory perception of taste. Gene Ontology annotation, cellular component: membrane. NCBI's taxonomy places the organism in Eukaryota, Metazoa, Arthropoda, Insecta, Hymenoptera, Formicidae.
UAUUGCUACGGCCAUGUUUUAUAUUUUUAUGCGAAACUACUGCUUUCAUAUUAAUUUCAUCGGUGAUUUAACUACUGCUAGUAUUCUCGAAUACACAGGAUUAAAAUUUGAUCAAGUUAAUGCAUAUCUUCAAAACUUGAUGAAAAAUAACAAACACGAAAUAACACAGACUUCCGAAAAUCCUAUGAUAUAUCUUCAUCAACGCAGAUUUUCAAAAUCACUAAGCAACAAAUCCGUAAUAUGGAUCAUCUUACAUCUUCACUUAGAGUUACGCAAAAUAUCCUAUGAAAUAGAUUCAAUAUUUGGAAUACAAAUGACUAUUAAAAUGGCAUGUUAUUUUGGUUGGAUAACAAUUAACUUACGUGAAAUUCUCUACGCAAUUCUGAGCAACAAUUAUGUAAAAUUUAGGAUAAUGUCGAUCAUCAUGCAUUUAUUCUGGUUGUUUCAUAAUGUUUUCAAAUUCCUGCUUAUUAAUUAUAUGUGUGAAAUAGUCACCACCAAGGCAAGUACUACAGCAGAUUUAUUAAACAGAUUGUCAUAUUUUCCUUGUGAUGUUGAAAUUCGUGAAAUCAUUUCACAAUUUUCAUUACAAAUAGUUUAUGCACCACUAAAAUUCUGCGGAAUCGGAUUUUUUCAAUUUGGCUUUAAAUUUCUUCGCAGGUUUGUUACGUCUAUUGCGACUGUUUUAGUUAUAAUAAUACAAGCGCACGCAAAUAAAUAA